Epinephelus moara (kelp grouper) is the source of this 726-nucleotide messenger RNA. Its product is annotated as bromodomain-containing protein 3-like. The record is from RefSeq and is a predicted model, not a curated record. The transcript has 3 exons. The coding region runs from base 403 to 726 and encodes 107 amino acids. Gene Ontology annotation, biological process: chromatin remodeling; regulation of DNA-templated transcription. Lineage: Eukaryota; Metazoa; Chordata; Actinopteri; Perciformes; Serranidae. Gene Ontology annotation, cellular component: chromatin; nucleus.
AACAACAUCCAUGAUGCUGCUCGCCACUGCGCCUGCGCAGACGGGAGACAGCUGAUAACUCAUCUAUUAUGCUACUUCGCUAAAUAAAAAAAUCUUCCAGAAAAGUGACCGGAGGCCGCCGCUGGACGCACCGGAGGACCGAGACACAAAGUUGUGCGAUGGGAGUUUGUCUCCUCGGGGGAAACAUCGAGCUGAAGAAUCAACACCAACAACACCUGAACUGAACACACACUAACACACAUCUGUGUGCCCCCCCCCACACACACACACACACACACACACACACCCACACACACACACACACACACACACACACCCUCGGCACACAGAGGGAGUUGUUUUUUCACCUUCAGGUCAGACACUGCCGUCCCACAGUGCAUUGCUGCGUCACCGUCGUCCACCAUGUCGGACGCCCCCGAGGCUGCGCCCCCCAGCCCCCCCACCCUCACCAACCCGGCCCCACCUGAGGUCACCAACCCCACCAAACCCGGCAGAAAAACCAACCAGCUGCAGUACAUGCAGAACGUCGUGGUGAAGACUCUGUGGAAGCAUCAGUUCGCCUGGCCCUUCUACCAACCUGUGGAUGCCAUCAAACUCUGCCUGGCAGUACGUUACCACACACACCAGACGCACACCUGUCUCACUGCACACACCUGUCUCACUGCACACACGCCUGAUUAUUCAACAGGAAGUAGUAACAGCCUGUACCUCACGAUUAAUAAAUGA